ACUACAGACCCAGGAAUUUUUUUUCCAUUGUGAAGUCCACAAGGUUUUCCUUCUUGUUCUUCACUUUAUUUAAACCUCACUGGGAACAAACAGAUCUGAUCCAAGUCCCUGUCAGACUCUUCGCUCAGCCACUAUGAAAAUAGCAUCUUUUAACAUCCAGAAGUUUGGAAAAAACAAAGUGUCAGACCCAGAUAUUCUCAAGAUCCUGACUAAGAUUGUGUCUCGUUAUGACAUCAUUGUGAUCCUGGAAGUGGUGGACAUCAGCGGGACAUCUGUAGAAACCUUCCUGGAUGCACUCAACAAAUCCAACAAAAGGCAUCACUACACUCUGAAGAUCAGCACUCGUCUGGGUCGAACGCGCUACAAGGAGCAGUUCAUGUUCCUGUACAGAGAUGACAUGGUUGACUUGGUGGGCUCCUAUCAGUUUGAUGAUGAGACGACUGUGGGAGGAGACGUUUUCGCUAGAGAUCCCUACAUCCUGCGAUUCAGAUGCCUCAAUACAGUGCUGAAGGACCUUGUGAUGAUCCCAGUUCACACCAAACCAGAGGACUCAGAGAAGGAGCUGGAUGAGCUUUACCAUGUCUUCCUGCAGGUCAAGGAGAAGUGGAGGACUGAUAACGUGAUGAUCCUGGGCGACUUCAAUGCCGAUGGCUCGUACGUCUCCAAGAAAGAGAUGAAGGACAUCAGUAUCCGUAGCAACAAGAACUUCCACUGGCUGAUUGGAGAUGAUGUCGACACCACGGCCAGCACCGGAAACAACCACACAUACGACAGGAUCGUCGUCUACGGGGACGACAUGCUCCAGGCUGUCGUACCAAACUCUGCCAAACCCUUCAACUUCCAGAAGGCAUAUGGACUUAGUGAGGAGCAGGCUCUGAAAGUGAGCGACCAUUACCCUGUGGAGGUGGAGCUGAAGUCCAUAACUAAGAUAACCGAUGAAGAGGAUGGUCUAAAUACGCAGCAGCAGGCUCAGCCGAUACCACAGAGGCUCUUGGCAAUGGACGAGGAUCUCCUGGAGUUGAAGAGAGGAAACCUGCUGCUGGAGAGGGAGAAGCUCAGCCUGGAGAUCAAGAUCCUUCAGCAGAAGAUGGCCAAGAUGAACUCUGGAAAUAAUGUUUAAACUCAGGAGGCCAGAUCCACCUAACAAACUGAUAAACUCUUAACUUAACCAUUACCUACAGAACCACUCUGAGUGUUGACUUGACUGCUACAAUUUCUAACGCCAGACACUAACUGUUCACUGGACACUGCAGUUGAUCUGGGUUCAGCCUGCUGUACCUAGAGCGCCGACCUGGAUUUCAGUGUGUAUCUGGAAGACUGCUCAUAUCCCUUAUCAAUAUGAACAGAGAAACACUUCUCAGUUGGUGUUGUCGUCAUGAGGUGAAGUGCUAUUUGUUUUGUAUUGGUGCACACAAGUUGUGGCUCAUUUCGAAGGUCAUGUAACCUCUGUUCUAAUUUUUGCAAAGUUACAUACGUUCUGGCUGACUUCAUGAAGUUUUUUUUUUUUUUUUUUUUAAGGUGAAAUGUUUUCUUUCAUGCUCCACAAUGCCUGAGUUAAGAAUCAAUCAACACUCUAUAAAUAUCAAUAUGAUAACUCUGAUAAUUUCAAUUGUUUUUAUCAUUUUUUUAAGUAAUACAUACGCUUUAUUGACAAUUGGAUCUUGAAGUGCUUAAAAAUGUAUAUGAAUUUCAACCUGAUUAUGUGAACUAUAAUAUUCCAUUUCCUCACUUGGAGAAAAAAAGUGGCAGAGAAUUGUUCUGUUCAGUGUUGUACCGUAAUAAGCACAUCGCAUGCUCUCAUAACUAAAACUUCAUGAUAUUGCUGCAAUAGUGAACGUAUAUAGGAUUAACACUGUCAGUAUACAUACCAUUGAAAUUGAAUGUGAAAUACCCGAUUAAAACUAACCUGACAUCA
Molecule: messenger RNA, 1915 nt
Organism: Seriola dumerili (greater amberjack)
Lineage: Eukaryota; Metazoa; Chordata; Actinopteri; Carangiformes; Carangidae
Gene: dnase1l4.1
Product: deoxyribonuclease gamma-like
Exons: 10
Coding region: 134-1120 (328 amino acids)
Biological process (GO): DNA catabolic process
Cellular component (GO): nucleus
Molecular function (GO): DNA nuclease activity
Source: RefSeq, a predicted model, not a curated record